GUUCAAUCCCGUCGGCCCAGGUUUUUUUCGUGCUUUGAAAGAAGCCGUCGUUCCAGGUUGACCGCAACUCCACCGUCAAAUCCACGAGGUUGGCAGACGCGCACAUCUAUAAAUAGCUAGCCAAGUUUUCUUUUCCCUCUGUCUUUCUUUCUCUCUCCUCUUCCAAGGUGGGCGAAAAAUCAGAAAAGAAAGGAGAAGCGAACCAGAACCAGCAAUGGCGGAGAGUCCGAGCACGUUGGAGUCCAUCAGGAAGUGGGUCGUGGAGCACAAGCUCCGCACUGUCGGAUGCCUUUGGCUCAGCGGAAUCGGGAGUUCGAUCGCGUACAACUGGUCUCGGCCUAAUAUGAAAACCAGCGUCAAGAUCAUCCACGCGAGGCUGCACGCUCAGGCUCUUACCCUGGCUGCCUUAGCUGGAGCUGCGGUGGUUGAGUACUAUGACCAUUCAAAAGGAUCGAAGGUGGAUAAAUAUGCAAAUCAAUUCUUAGCGCACUCGCAAAAAGAUUGAAGAUACAUGGCUACCACUUUCUUCGUUGCUUCAUUCAUUGGAUCUACCAUACAAUUUCAUCGGACACAGACACCAUUGAUGUUGAUUUUUGGUUAGAAUGAGCAGGCCUGCCAUGAGUGACUUGUGUCACAGAUAUCCUAGACUAAUUAAUAUGGCUUUAAAAUCAUUUAGUAUUCAAGGCAUAAAUAUAGUUAAAAAAGUCAAAAAGUGCGAUUAUGUGGGAUGCACUAAACACGGAUCAUAUAUUGUUUGUUGAUUGUUGAUGGAAACAAAUUGAUAGUUAUUAUAUGUUGAAUUGUUAACAUGGUGCUAUCUUUUCCCGAA
Molecule: messenger RNA, 829 nt
Organism: Elaeis guineensis (African oil palm)
Lineage: Eukaryota; Viridiplantae; Streptophyta; Magnoliopsida; Arecales; Arecaceae
Biological process (GO): mitochondrial respiratory chain complex IV assembly
Cellular component (GO): respiratory chain complex
Source: RefSeq, a predicted model, not a curated record